UUCAGAGGGUCUAUCUCCGCGUUCCACAAGUCUUUCUCCAAUUUGCAUUCCCUCUCCCUCUCUCUCUCUCUCUCUCUCUCUCUACCAUUCCCUCUCCUUCGCUCUCUCUCUCUCACUCUCUACCUCUACGCACCACGUCACCCCCUUCCUUCGAGAUUCAAAUCGGAGCAGGAGGAUUUCGGAAAAGAAAAAAGGAAAAAAAAAUUGUACACAUCCAUGGGAUAGAGACAAGACGAACGACAAAUUCUUUUUUCAGAUUCAGGCCCCAAACCAAGAGCUUUGAAGGUUUGUGUUUCGCCCGGGAUCAUUGUUUCUCUGUGAAAAAAUGGCAUCGAAUUCGACAGUUCCAAAGUGUCCGGCCCCGAUGAAGGCGACAUCCAACGGCGUCUUCCAAGGCGACAACCCUCUUGACUUUGCGCUCCCUCUUGCGAUUUUGCAGAUAUGCCUGGUGGUUGUUCUCACGCGAGGUCUUGCUUUUCUUCUAAGGCCAUUGAGGCAGCCUCGUGUCAUUGCCGAGAUUGUUGGUGGAGUUUUACUGGGUCCGUCGGCUUUGGGUCGCAACCUAACUUAUCUGCAUGCGGUUUUCCCACCGAAGAGCUUAACUGUACUGGACACCCUAGCCAAUCUCGGUCUCCUCUUCUUCCUAUUUCUCGUGGGCCUAGAGUUAGACCCAAAGUCCCUCCGUCGGACUGGAAAGAAAGCUUUGUGCAUUGCCAUUUCCGGAAUCAGCCUUCCCUUUGUACUGGGAAUCGGAUCAUCUUUUGCCCUCCGAGCAACCAUUUCCGAAGGUGUAAGUAAAGCCCCAUUUCUCGUAUUCAUGGGUGUGGCCCUCUCCAUCACUGCCUUCCCUGUCUUGGCCCGCAUCCUAGCUGAGCUCAAACUCUUAACCACCGAUAUUGGCCAGAUGGCAAUGUCAGCUGCAGCUGUCAAUGAUGUGGCGGCUUGGAUUCUACUCGCUCUCGCCAUUGCCCUCUCUGGGACCAAAAAUUCUCCCGUUAUUUCCGUGUGGGUCCUUGUGUGUGGCUGUGCAUUUGUCAUUAUUUGUAUACUCGUCGUGCCGCCUGUAUUCAAGUGGAUGGAGAACCGUUGCCCUGAAGGAGAGCCGGUCAAUGAAACAUACGUCUGCGGAAUUUUGGCUUCCGUUUUGGCAGCGGGGUUUGUCACGGAUUCCAUUGGAAUUCACGCAUUAUUUGGUGCUUUUGUGAUCGGGGUUCUGGUCCCAAAGGAAGGGCCAUUUGCCGGUGCUCUAGUGGAAAAGGUUGAGGAUCUUGUGUCUGGUUUGUUCCUUCCUUUGUACUUCGUUUCGAGCGGGUUGAAAACUAAUGUAGCCACCAUCCAAGGGGCCCAGUCUUGGGGCCUUCUUGCUUUGGUCAUAUCCACAGCUUGUAUUGGGAAGAUUGUUGGAACUGUUGGGGUCUCACUUAUGUGCAGAGUGCCUUUUCGCGAGGCUCUAGCGUUAGGGUUCUUAAUGAACACUAAAGGCUUAGUCGAGCUCAUCGUCCUCAACAUUGGGAAAGACAGAGGGGUUUUGAAUGAUCAAACAUUCGCGGUUAUGGUUCUAAUGGCUCUCUUUACAACCUUCAUCACAACACCUCUAGUCAUGGCAGUAUACAAACCGGCUAAGAUGGCGAAGACCGAAUACAAGCACAGGGCAAUUCAGAGGAAAAACCUGAAUUCUCAGCUCCGGAUUCUCGCUUGUUUCCAUAGCGUGAGGAAUCUCCCCACCUUGAUUAAUACCAUUGAGGCUUCUCGUGGGACUGAGAAGAGGGAAGGGUUAAUUGUCUACGCCAUGCACCUCAUGGAGCUCUCUGAGAGGUCAUCGGCAAUACAAAUGGUGCACAAAGCAAGAAGGAAUGGAUUGCCAUUCUGGAACAAGGGACAGAAUUCCGAUACCAACCAAAUCGUCGUUGCUUUUGAGACUUUCCAGCGGUUGAGCCGGGUUGUUAUCCGGCCAAUGACAGCGAUUUCUUCGAUGAACACCAUGCACGAGGACAUAUGUGCAAGUGCAGAAAGAAAAGAGGCUGCGAUGGUGAUUCUCCCUUUCCAUAAGCAUCAAAGGCUUGACGGGCAGUUAGAGACCACUCGGAAUGAUUUUAGGCACGUUAAUAGGCGAGUUCUUGAGCACGCCCCGUGUUCAGUUGGGAUCUUGGUGGACCGCGGGCUUGGUGGGACUGCUCAGGUAUCAGCAAGCAGUGUUGAUUCGGGCAUAACCGUGAUUUUCUUUGGGGGGCAUGACGAUCGUGAAGCUCUGGCUUAUGGGGCCCGAAUGGCUGAGCACCCCGGGAUUAACCUAGUUGUUAUUCGCUUUACAGUACACCCUGAUGUUGUCGGGGAGAUUGUGAGGGUUAACGUGGAUGAGAGUUCUAAUGGUGAACCAGGUGAGGCAAAGUCCGCGGAUGAACACUUCCUAGCUGAAUUCAAGGAGAAAAUUGUGAACAACGGAUCGGUGAGGUAUGAAGAGAGGGCAGUGAGAAACGGUGCUGAAGCAGUUGAAGCCAUUCGCGAGCACAGUCGUUGCAAUCUGUUUCUGGUUGGAAGAAUUCCAGAGGGAGAGUUAGUUGCAUCUCUGAAUGGAAAGCGCGAGUGUCCUGAAUUGGGUCCGGUAGGCAGCCUAUUGACUUCGCCGGAUUUCUCAACCGCAGCGUCGGUUUUGGUAGUGCAACAGUACCGCAGAAAGUUGUCCCUGGAAUCCUUGGCUUCCCUGCGCGUCCGAGAUUCGCCCGAGAGAGAUUCUGGUAACAGCUGAUUUAUUUUCUUUUCCCGGGUCUUCAAUAAUUGACAGUGUCGAGAUCAGUAAAAUGUCAAGUCGAAAAUGAAAGGAUACAUAUGAUACGAUUAAAUAUUUUGUUGUUGUUCCCUCUUCAUUUAACUCAUGCUCUAUUCAAUGAUAAUUGUGAAGUUAAAUGGUUA
Rhododendron vialii is the source of this 2910-nucleotide messenger RNA. RefSeq names its product cation/H(+) antiporter 18-like. The transcript is spliced from 4 exons. The record is from RefSeq and is a predicted model, not a curated record. NCBI's taxonomy places the organism in Eukaryota, Viridiplantae, Streptophyta, Magnoliopsida, Ericales, Ericaceae. Gene Ontology annotation, biological process: regulation of pH; proton transmembrane transport. Gene Ontology annotation, molecular function: antiporter activity. The coding region runs from base 326 to 2746 and encodes 806 amino acids. Gene Ontology annotation, cellular component: membrane; endomembrane system.